This is a messenger RNA of Colletotrichum aenigma, 537 nucleotides long. It is a transcript of the gene STB4, whose product is annotated as putative transcriptional regulatory protein STB4. Gene Ontology annotation, biological process: positive regulation of transcription by RNA polymerase II. The record is from RefSeq and is a predicted model, not a curated record. Gene Ontology annotation, molecular function: DNA-binding transcription factor activity, RNA polymerase II-specific; sequence-specific DNA binding; zinc ion binding. Lineage: Eukaryota; Fungi; Ascomycota; Sordariomycetes; Glomerellales; Glomerellaceae. Gene Ontology annotation, cellular component: nucleus. The coding region runs from base 1 to 537 and encodes 178 amino acids. The transcript is spliced from 2 exons.
AUGCCCGAAGCCUCUAUGGAUCCUGGCUACGGCAGUCUGAGAAGAAACGUCACACUUGCUUGUGACUAUUGCCGCAAGAAACGAGUCAAGUGCACUGGUACUGCUCCAUGCAAGCUCUGUGCCGAAAAUCGUCAUCCGUGUCACUUUGAUGAUAGGAACCGCAAUCGCCGCGGACCGCGGCCACGAGCCAACAGCAGUCGGCCUUCCCGGAUUUGCCUGAUUGCGCCCGCGCCCUCGAGACCUUCUGACCGGCACGUCGACCAGAUAAGCUCAUUCUCUGGCGGCGAUUACCUUCCUUCGUCUCCUAAUGUAGCAAGCUCCAUUAAGAACGUUGCUACCAAUGAUCUAGACGAUGACGACCCUGAUUCCGAAGAAGAUGUCUUUCCCCCAGCGACUGAGUGGCGAGGCGGACUUGUGUCCGUGUUGAUGGAUCCCAGCACUACGGAUUCCUUGUAUGUAUCAGUCAUGCCCUCGGCUACUCUUCAAGAACAAGGGCUAAGGUCAAGCGCCGAGACGCAUCUAGUUGGAAUACGGUAG